This is a messenger RNA of Ipomoea nil (Japanese morning glory), 1411 nucleotides long. Its product is annotated as adenylate isopentenyltransferase 5, chloroplastic-like. Gene Ontology annotation, cellular component: mitochondrion. Gene Ontology annotation, molecular function: tRNA dimethylallyltransferase activity. NCBI's taxonomy places the organism in Eukaryota, Viridiplantae, Streptophyta, Magnoliopsida, Solanales, Convolvulaceae. Gene Ontology annotation, biological process: cytokinin biosynthetic process; tRNA modification. The record is from RefSeq and is a predicted model, not a curated record. The coding region runs from base 52 to 1056 and encodes 334 amino acids. The transcript has 2 exons.
ACUCUCUUAUCUUAUUUAGUUGCUAAUUAAAAUUCGUAGAGUACGAGGAUAAUGAUGUCGUGUUGUUUCUGCAAACAAACGCAGCCCAUGGUGAGUUUCCCCAGCGGGCUGAAUAUUAGCAGCCGGUGGCGGAAGGACAAGGUGGUGUUCGUGAUGGGCGCCACCGGGACGGGGAAGUCCCGGCUAGCCAUCGACCUCGCCACCCGUUUCGUGGCGGAGGUGGUGAACUCCGACAAAAUGCAAGUAUACAAAGGCCUCGACAUAGUAACCAACAAGGUGAGGGAGGAGGAGUGCCAAGGCGUGCCGCACCACCUGCUCGGCGUGGUGGACCCGAAUGUGGACUUCACGGCGGCUGAUUUUUGCCGGCAGGCGCUGCAGGCGGUGGACGCCAUCACCCGAAAGGACCGCCUCCCGAUCAUCGCGGGCGGGUCUAAUUCUUACAUCAAGGCCCUGGUGAAAGACCACGCGGAGUUCCGGUCCAAGUACGAGUGCUGCUUCCUGUGGAUCGACGUGGAAAUGCCGGUCCUGUACGAGUUCGUGUCGGACCGGGUGGAGAAGAUGGUGGAGGAAGGGUUGAUAGAGGAAGCCCGGGAGUUCUUCGACCCGGCAGGGGACUAUACUCGUGGGAUCAAACGUGCAAUCGGGGUCCCAGAAAUGGACCAAUACUUCAGAAUCUUGGAGGCCAGCGAUGAGAGGAUGAGGCAAGAGGUCCUCCAAACGGGCAUUGACAACAUAAAAGCCAACACUUGCAAAUUGGCUAGUUGCCAGCUGCAAAAUAUUCUGAGACUCCAAUCCCAAUUGGAGGGCUGGAAUAUUGUUCACCGCCUUGACGCCACGGAGGCGUUCCAAAAACGUGGCGGUUCUGGGGCCGAAGCUUACGAGGCUUGGGAGAGAUUGGUGGCCGCCCCGAGCACUAUGAUCGUCCACGACUUCAUUUGCCAAGGGACCACCACCACUUUCCUGGCUCCUCCCACCUCUCCAAAUUCCGUCCUCACCGCCUCUUCCGUUCUCGGAACAGCCUCUGCCGCCACUGCCGUCGCCACAGCCACCCACUAAUAUAUAUAUAUAUAUAUAUGGUGAUGUUCUAAUGAGAAUCCUCUUUCUGUGAGAAUAUGCAAAACUUGUGUGCAUCUAUAUAUAUAGUGGUAUGGUGGGUCCAAUAAUUUUGGAUAGUAAUUAAGCUUGGGAGUAUACGUUUGGGGUUUUGAGAGACUUUGACCGUUUGGUCCUCCGGCCAGCGAAGGUGGGAGGGAAUUGAACUUUUUGGUGUGAUUUGGAUGCAUAAGAUUUAGCCACGUGUAAGAACGAAUAUAUGACUUUUUGUUUUUCGAUUUCUCGUGUAAUAAAAAACGGCGGCAGUACUUGCAGUCGGAGCCAUUUUCAAAAGUCCAUGCAUAAUGCAUUUCAUCUC